CCCAACUCUGUAUCUCACUUGGUGGAUCUUUGUGAAAGGAAAUGGAAAUAUCGAAGUUUUUGUUAUUCUGGUUUGUGGUCGUAUGGACAUCCUCAGCUAAUAGGAUGCUGGUUCUAGGGGAAGACCCAAGCAAUCCAGUAAAUGAAAUUUUGAGACAAUUGUAACAUGAACUCCCAGGGGAAGCGAGCGAGAUGGCAGCAUAUAUACCAGCGUCAUUGGCUUUCCGGUUUCAUUAGCAUCGACUGCGGAGCACCAAAUGGGAACAGGGACGCUGAUCUUCAAAUAAAUUACGUGACGGAUGAUGGGUUUAUAGACUCCGGAGUCAACAAUCAGGUAUCGAGCGAGCAAUUGCCAUCAAGUGCAAGGACCUUGAGGAUAUUUCCCAAUGGAACGAGGAAUUGUUAUACGAUUCGACCGACCAGCGGAGGCAGCAGCAAGUACCUGAUCCGGGCAUCUUUCCUCUACGGUAAUUAUGACGGCCAAAGCAGAUCCCCGACUUUCGACCUGUAUAUCGGGGUUAACUACUGGGCAACAGUCAGUUUUCCAGCUGUCGACUCUUACGUUCAUAAAGAGAUCAUCCAUGUUGUUCCAUCUACGGAUCGUGCCUUAAUACAGGUCUGCCUUUUAAACACCGGUUCCGGAAUCCCUUUCAUUUCUUCAUUGGAAUUGCGGGCUCUGAAUGGCAACAUGUACCAGACUGAUGCUACAACAGUUGCGCUUUAUAAGCGGCUAAACAUGGGCGGUAAUGCAACUUUCAGACACCCUCAAGAUGUCCAUGAUCGUCUGUGGUCCGCUGAUGACGGAAGUUACAGUUCCAUGAGGAGCUUCGGAACUGUGAACAUUGAGCCGGAUCCUACUUUAGAAAGAAGAAAUGACUCAUAUGAAGUUCCCAUGAAAGUUCUGGAAACUUACGCAACGGCACCAUAUAGUACUGGCUCCUUAGAACUUAAUUGGCAAACAUUCGCUGCAGAUAAAUGGAUUGUGUAUUUUCACUUCGCUGAAAUGACGAAACUGUCGCCACUGAGAGAAUUUACGAUCUCCACCAAUGAUAAGAUCCUAACAAGGAUCAGCCUUGAGUACCUGACACCAGUGACCAUUCCUUUUGAGCAGUCUACCGGUGGCACCAGCCUCAACUUCGAAUUUGUCCCGAACUAUCAAGACCUGAAUUAUCUUCCUAUCCUCAAUGCAGUCGAGGUAUAUUACUUGCUCGAUCUUUCAAGAACAUCGACAGCCCUCGAUGAUGCAAAUGCAAUGAAUGACAUCAAGACAAUGUACAUCGUGAUGAAAGAGAGUUGGCAGGGAGAUCCAUGUGUCCCGUCUAAUCUUACAUGGGAUGGUCUGAAAUGUAGCACCGACGAUCCUCCAAGGAUCACCUCGUUGGACUUGAGCUUCAGCGGUCUGAAGGGGAACAUAGCGAAUUCACUUGCCAACCUAACAAAACUGGAAUAUCUGAAUCUAUCUCAUAAUGAAUUGACUGGAUCAGUGCCUGAAUUCUUAGCAAAACUGGAAAACUUGAAAGUCCUGGACUUGACUGGAAAUAAUCUGAGCGGCUCAGUACCCAAAGAUUUACUAGCGAGGGCCAGUGAUAACACAUUGCAGCUGAGUUUGGCAGGAAAUCCCAAUCUCGAAAAUCCCAGUGUUGAAAAUCCCAAUCCCAAAGAUCCCAACCUCGACUUCUCAGGUUCUUGGGGCUUGUCAAAGAAAACAAGGAAUAUCAUCAUAAUCGCUGCAGCUUUCGGACUCGCUGUUGUUGUGGGGGGUUGCAUUUGGAUAGUUCACUGGAAAAAGCAAUCAGCUCAAAGAAGGAUAAGCAUGGAAAGCCAGAAUCAUUCAGCUCAAAUAAGGAUAAGCAUGGAAAACCAGAAUGGGAAAUCCGAGCCAGUGUCACAGGGGAUUUCAGGAAAUAUAAUGCGCCGUUACACCUUUGCGGAGGUUGAAAGUAUCAUCAAGAACUUUGAUAUGCAGAAGGUUAUUGGAGAAGGGGCAUUCGGAAAAGUUUUUCAUGGUAAACUAGAUGAUGGCACUGAAGUUGCAGUGAAAAAGCUUUCUCCAUCGGCUAAGGCCGGCCCCAGGCAAUUUGAAACUGAGGCAAAUCUACUCUCGAAAAUACACCACAGACACUUGGUUUCACUUCUUGGAUACUGCGAUGAACCGGAAAACAUGGCGCUAAUAUAUGAGUACAUGCCCAAGGGAAACUUGCAUGAAAACUUAUCAGGAAAGAACGGGGAGGUUUUGACCUGGGACCGAAGAUUAUGCAUUGCAGUUGAUACAGCAAAAGGGCUUGAUUACUUGCACAACGGUUGCGAUACACCUAUCAUUCACCGAGACAUUAAGACAGCAAAUAUCCUGCUGGACGAACACUUGCGAGCCAAGAUAUCAGACUUCGGACUAUCGAGAAUUUUUCCAAGUGUAAAUGACAUUCUUAUCGCAACCAAUCCUGUUGGAACACGCGGUUACCUCGACCCAGAAUAUUAUACAUCUAGAAGUUUGACUGCGAAAAGCGAUGUUUACAGCUUCGGGGUCGUGCUUCUUGAGCUAAUCACCGCCCGUCCUGUACAAGGCGAGGAAUACAUAGUCGAAUGGGCAGCCCAAGAAGUCAAAAAACAAGGCUACCAGAUACAGCAAAUUGUUGAUCCAAGGCUGGAUGGGCAGUAUGAUCCCGACACAGCUGAGAAGUUGGUGAGCAUAUCAUUAUCAUGUGUUGAGAAAACUGUGGCUAAUCGCCCAGACAUACAUAAGGUCCUUGCGGACCUUAGAGUAUGCUACGAUCUAAAUUUAGAAAGAAGCCAGGGAGUGGUGAAUAGGGCCACGGAAUUGAGCAUCAGCUAUGGUAAUGACGUAGAAUUAUCGAGCCUUGACGUCUCUUCCACCACCCACUGCUCCACUAAUGCUUCUUCAUAUUUGAGGAGCAUGUUGAGAGGUUUCACCUCGAAUUUUGGGGGUCCUGAACUGUUGUUAUCGUUGUUGCCUUUGGCUCUCGUCCUUCUUACUUUGCUCGUAGCCUGAGAAACAAGCCUUUUAAUUUCAUCUGCAGUUACGUGUGUCAAAUUGUCAGUCAAUCUAAGAGUCUUCAUAUAGUUUUCAUCUGAUUGCAAUGAUUUAUAUUUUUUUCUCAUA
This is a messenger RNA of Punica granatum (pomegranate), 3117 nucleotides long. The record is from RefSeq and is a predicted model, not a curated record. Lineage: Eukaryota; Viridiplantae; Streptophyta; Magnoliopsida; Myrtales; Lythraceae.